Molecule: messenger RNA, 2250 nt
Organism: Colletotrichum lupini
Lineage: Eukaryota; Fungi; Ascomycota; Sordariomycetes; Glomerellales; Glomerellaceae
Exons: 4
Coding region: 1-2250 (749 amino acids)
Molecular function (GO): oxidoreductase activity
Source: RefSeq, a predicted model, not a curated record
AUGUCUCUGCCUUACCAGAAAGUCCUGUUAGUCGGAGCGACCUCGGGAAUCGGUGCAGCUCUAGCGGACAAACUUGUCGAGAAUGGCACUUUCGUCAUCGCUGCCGGUAGAAGAAAGGAGAACCUCGACAAGUUCGUUGCGAAGCACGGCGCGAACAAGGCUGCGGCAGCUGUCGUGGAUAUCCUCAAGUUGGAGUCGAUUCCGGAGUUUGCUUCGUCCAUAAUCAAUGAGCACCCUGAUCUUGAUUGUGUAUUUCUGAACGCCGGAGUUCAGCGAGGUAUCGAUUUCACCAAGCCUGAAAACGUCAGUUUGGACAUCGUUUAUGAUGAGCUUCUCGCAAAUUACCUCUCCCAUGUCCACUUGACCAAGGCCUUCCUCCCCCAUCUUUCAAAGCAAGACAAGCAGACCGCCUUACUUUACACCACAUCUCAGCUCGGCCUCAUUCCGAUGAAGCGGUGCCCCAACUACAGUGGCUCCAAGGCUGCUAUGCACGGCUUUAUUCUCGCACUCAGAUCCCAGCUCAAGGAUGCGUCUUCAAGGGUCAAGAUUGUUGAAGUUUACCCGCCUGCAGUACAGACGGAACUGCACGAUGCCAAGAAUCAGCCGGACUUGAAGAACGGUCACGCUAUUGGCAUGCCGGUAGACGAAUUCGCCGAUGAAGUCUACCAGAGAUGGGUCAAUGGAGAGGAACAGAUCCCAGUGGGAACCGCGAAACCCAUGUUUGACGCGUUUGAGAACAAGAGACAGGAUUAUUAUGAGAGCUUUAACGCCGAGAUGGACAAGGUCUCGACCCUCUCAACCAUGUUCUGUCCCCCGACGUCCACCGAGGACUGGGAUCUUGAUGAUAAUGGCCCAGAAAAAGAAAAGGGAGCCAUGUCGCGAAAGCUCGAGGAAGCUACAGAAGAAGCUCUUUUGACUGGUGGCCGGCGCGGGCGUCAAGCUAUCGAGGAUGCUGGGUUUUCCGAAGAGCUGAAGCAGCGGCUUCUCGACAAGGUCGAGACCGCCAAAUUCCGAUCCCAAUACGCAUCCACUUUCGCAGAGGCUCAAAUGCCCACUUCAGCAGGCGAGGGGACACGUUCAAUAGCUGCGGCGCAGGCUUGGACGGGAGACGAGGCGCAGUCUGAUACGGUUCUGCGAAUGCUCAACGAUGCGAAGAAGCCCCUCAAGCCCGAGCUAAGGGGACAAUUCCAGAUUCCGCCCGUUGACAUGCGGAUGCGAAAAGAGUCAAAGACGAAUCCUAGCCAGCGGGCUGCGAAUGCUCGCGAGAAGGCCUCGACAUAUACUGCACUGGGAUUUAAAGAGGAGAGCGGGCAAAGCGCCAAGGAACGCGAAGAGUUUAGAAAAGAGCUCCGCGACCGCUUUGGAGCAGCAGCUCGAGCUGUGCCGAACACUAUAUCAGGCCUCGAGUCACUGGCCAACGAAAGAAUAGAGGACGCCAUUGCUCGUGGGCAGUUCAAGAACAUCCCUCGCGGCAAGGGGGUAGAAAGAGACGCAAGAGCCGAUAACCCUUUCAUCGAUACCACCGAGUACAUAAUGAACAAGAUGAUCAAGAGGCAGGAGAUUGUCCCGCCAUGGAUAGAGAAGCAGCAAGAGUUGGCCAAAACCGCUGGCAUCUUCAGGGCAAGAUUACGCAACGACUGGAGGAGGCACGUCGCCAGGAUGAUUUCGUCAAAAGGUGGGAGCUUGGAGGAGAAGAUGCAACUGGCCGAGGACUAUGCUCGUGCAGAGGAACGCCAUAAUCCGCGCAAGAGAAACAGCGACAGUAUUUCGGUUCCCACCAAUGUAACCGAUGAUCCUGUCAUGGCGAAGGUGCGUCAACAGGCGGUCGAGGGAAACAGCACUAGCGAAGCCGGACCAGAGGCAGCGCCGACGAAGCCUGCUCGGCCACUGGUACAACCCUUCCGCGACUCUGAUUGGCUUGCAACUGAGAGCUCGUAUAUGAACCUCGCCGUCAACAACCUCAAUGCGAUCACGCGUUCCUACAACCUUAUGGCGCCAGAACUGGCGAAGAAGCCGUACUUCUCGCUUGAGCGAGAGCUCAAGGCUUGUUACGCCGAUGUCGCGCCCCUUGUGGCAGAAACUAUCCGCGAGAGAGCCACCAGGCCGACAAAGACAUUAUUCGAUGCAGCAGGGGGCGGUCAAGUCACGGUUUUUGACCGCUUUAGUAAGGAGGGAACAUCGGCCAAGAUAUACGAUUCCAGGGCUCCUCACUAUGGCUUCAAGGAAAUGUGGAGGGAUCUCUUCAACUGA